Messenger RNA from Owenia fusiformis, 1268 nucleotides. NCBI's taxonomy places the organism in Eukaryota, Metazoa, Annelida, Polychaeta, Sabellida, Oweniidae. The record is from the annotation of a GenBank genome assembly.
UUCGUGAACGAUUCGCUGAUUUUCCAACAGCUCAUCUGCAAUUCAGCAAUAUCUAAAUAAAAUUGUUCAAUAUAAAUGGACACCAUCCAGAUCAAAAUACCUGAAAAGUAAUUGACCAAUGAAAUACAUAUAGAAAUCAUCAGGUUGUAUAUUGCCUAUCAUGACAUGUUUACCUGUGAAUUGUAAUUCUUAUGCAGUGGUACAUUACACACGUCUAAACUAUAAACUUGUGUCAGCAUAUACAUCGUAAUCUCACAUAUAUAGAAAUGUCGUUAGCAAUUCUCAUUUUGUGCACUAUCAUAUAUAACCUGGUGUAUUCACGUGCAUUUCUCAAUAUGUUUAUCUGAAUAUCUCUGCGAGUUUACCUAAACAUCUCAAUGUUUACCUGAACAUCCCAAUGUUUUUGCCUAUACAUUUCAAUGUGUUUACAUACACAUCACAUUACAUCUAUAUCCCGUAUGUUUCAAGGAUUUUCCAGUUUUCUUGCCCGCGCAUUACAGUUUGCUAACCUUCAAACCACAGUGUGCUUACCUUCACAUCAUAUUGUGAUUAACUGCAACCAUGGUGUGCUUACCUACACAUCACUGUGUACUUACCUGCACAUCACAAUGUGCUUACCUGCACAUCACAGGGUGCUUACCUGCACAUCACAGGGUGCUUACCUACACAUAACAGUGUGCUUUAACCUACACAUUACAACGUGCUUGCCUACACAUUACAGUGUGCUUACCUACACACCACUAUUUACUUACCUACACAUCACGAUGUGCUUACCUGUACAUCACAGGGUGCUUACCUACACAUUACAGUGUGCUUACCUACACAUUACAGUGUGCUUACCUACACAUUACAGUGUGCUUACCUGCACAUCUCGCUGUGCUUACCUGCACAUCACUGAUACCCUGCACAUCAUGACGUGCUUACCUGCUCAGCAAAGUAUGCUACCCUGUACAUCACGUUGUGUUACCCUGCAUAUCACGGUAUGCUACCCUGCACAUCGCUGUGUGCUACUCUGCACAUUACAGUGUGCUUACCUGCACAUCACAGUGUGUUACCCUGCACAUCACGGUGAGCUAGCCUGCACGUUGCGGCGUGCUAAUAUACACAUCACACUGUGUUACCCUGCACAUCACGGUGUGCUAAUCUGCACAUCACCGUGUGCUAGCCUGCACGUCACGGCGUGCUCAUAUACACAUCACACUGUGUUACCCUGCACAUAACGUUGUGCUAACCUGCACAUCACAGUGUGCUACCCUGCACAUCACGGU